Messenger RNA from Harpia harpyja (harpy eagle), 3066 nucleotides. RefSeq names its product solute carrier family 34 member 1 (gene SLC34A1). Gene Ontology annotation, cellular component: apical plasma membrane; vesicle; brush border. Bases 257 to 2503 code for a protein of 748 amino acids. Gene Ontology annotation, biological process: sodium-dependent phosphate transport; intracellular phosphate ion homeostasis. Gene Ontology annotation, molecular function: sodium:phosphate symporter activity. The transcript has 13 exons. NCBI's taxonomy places the organism in Eukaryota, Metazoa, Chordata, Aves, Accipitriformes, Accipitridae. The record is from RefSeq and is a predicted model, not a curated record.
GUUCCUGUUCCUCCUCCUCCUCCUCUUGUGCUGGGGAUGAAGCACCUGGCACCAAGUGAUGGAGAGCUGAGACUGCUCCGGCAUCACCCCUUGGGCACUGGGCUCCAGCACUGCCCCGUCUUUGCUCCCCACCGCACCAGGUGCCGCUCAUCCGGGGCAAUGCCAAGCCUCGGGCAGGCGAGGUGGUGUGCGCCAGCAUCACGGCACCCCGGGGGGGGUGUGCCCCAUCCCACCCCAGGGCUGCAGCUGACGCGGGAUGCCGUGGGGUUACCCAUUAACUGCAGGAAUUUCUGGGGAGGAGGUGAGCAGCAAGCGGAGGCGAGGGGCAACACGGGACUCCUUAGACUUUGCUCUUGGCGUGCAUAUAAAGGGCCGCGGUCCCCCGUGGGCCACUUCGCUGGAGGGACGCGUGGAUGUGGCAUGGGGACAUGGUGCUGCCUUGAGAGCCCGGCCAGCCCCAGUCUCAGCAGGAGCGAUGCUGCCCUACCGGAGGGAGAGCCCAGCCCUGCCCCGCUGCCCGGUGCGGGGAGGAAGGGUGAUACACGGGCCCCAGUUCGCCUACUGCCCUAGCCCCCAAGCUCUGCACCGGCUGCCGGGUGCCCACACCUGCCCCUUCACCGUCGGUGCGGUGCCUUGCCCUGACCAUGGCUUCCCCUGCCCCGGCUCCCCCGGGCGCCUGGGCGAGGGCAGGGAGCGGUACGAGCUGGAUACGCUGCCCUGGCAGGGGCCCCGGCUGGGCUUGGAUGAGCUGCAGAAGCCAGAGCUGGGGUGCUGGGCCAGAGUCCAGUCCAUCUGUGUCUCCCUUCUCAAGGUGCCCCUGAUGUUCGGGUUCCUGUACCUCUUCGUGUGCUCCCUGGACGUGCUCAGCUCUGCCUUCCAGCUGGCCGGAGGCAAGGUGGCUGGGGACAUCUUCAAGGACAACGCCAUCCUCUCUAACCCGGUGGCUGGGCUGGUGGUGGGCAUCCUGGUGACCGUGCUGGUGCAGAGCUCCUCCACCUCCACCUCCAUCAUCGUCAGCAUGGUCUCCUCGGGGCUGCUGGAGGUGCGUUCUGCCAUCCCCAUCAUCAUGGGCUCCAACAUCGGCACCUCCGUCACCAACACCAUUGUGGCCCUCAUGCAGGCUGGUGACCGCAGUGAGUUCAAACGGGCCUUUGCCGGUGCCACAGUGCAUGACUGCUUCAACUGGCUGUCAGUGCUGGUCCUCCUGCCGCUGGAGGUGGUGAGCGGGUACCUGCACCAUGUCACCCGCCUGGUCGUGGCCACCUUCAACAUCCGCAGUGGGAAGGAUGCCCCCGACCUGCUGAAGAUCAUCACAGAGCCCUUCACCAAGCUCAUCAUCCAGCUGGACAAGUCGGUGAUCACGGGCAUUGCAAUGGGGGACGAGAGCCUGCGCAAUCGGAGCCUCAUCCGCGUCUGGUGUGGGCCCACACCCCCACAGACAGCUGCUGUGGAGAUUGGGCCCCCCCUGAACUGCACAGCCCCCAGCCACUGCAGCACUAAGGUCAUAGAGAGCCUCCACAACAUCACCAGGCAGAAGUGCGAGCACCUCUUCACUGACACACCGCUGCCUGACCUGGCUGUGGGGCUGGUGCUGCUGGCUGGGUCCCUCAUCGUGCUCUGCACCUGCCUCAUCCUCCUGGUCAAACUUCUCAACUCCCUGCUCAAGGGGCAGGUGGCCAAAGCCAUCCAGAAGGUCAUCAACACUGACCUCCCGCACCCGCUCAGCUGGCUCACUGGGUACUUCGCCAUGGUGGUGGGUGCUGGGAUGACCUUCGUGGUGCAGAGCAGCUCUGUCUUCACCUCAGCCAUCACACCCCUGAUCGGCCUGGGGGUGAUCAGCAUCGAGCGCGCCUACCCGCUGACCCUGGGCUCCAACAUCGGCACUACCACCACCGCUAUCCUGGCUGCCCUGGCCAGCCCAGGGGACAAGCUGGCCAGCUCCUUCCAGAUCGCCCUCUGCCACUUCUUCUUCAAUAUCUCCGGCAUUCUGCUGUGGUACCCGCUGCCUUUCACCCGCCUGCCCAUCCGCAUGGCCAAGGCACUGGGCGAGCGCACGGCCAAGUACCGCUGGUUUGCCGUGCUGUACCUCAUCGUCUGCUUCCUCCUGCUGCCCUCCCUCAUCUUCGGCAUCUCCAUGGCGGGCUGGCGGGCGCUGGUGGGGGUGGGCGCACCCUUCCUCGGCCUCCUCUUCUUCGUGGGGCUGGUGAAUGCGCUGCAGGUACGCAGCCCCGGCCGCCUGCCCAAAUGGCUGCAGACCUGGGACUUCCUCCCCGCCUGGAUGCACUCGCUGCAGCCCCUAGACCGGCUCAUCACUCGGGCCACCCUCUGCUGCACCGACCGCUGCCGCAGCCCUGAGGGCUGGGAGGAGCGCGAGGGCCCUCGUCCUGACAAGGCCAGGCUGGGGCUGGACAACCCCGCGCUCUCCUACCCCGAGGAGGUGCCCAGCCCCGCUGUCCGGGUGGGCUCCCCUCGCCCGACCCUGCACGGUGCCACCCGGCUCUAGCUGGCACCGGAUGCCCGGGCCACCGCUCCCAUGGCCACCCAGUUUCCGCCGUCCCCGCUCAGCUGGUGUCUAAUAAAUGCCGAGCGCCCGCGCCCCAGGUGUGUGUCUCUUCACAGAGGCUCCUGCCUCUGCAAAUCCUGCCGGAGCCGCAGCCGGAGCUGCAGGUGCCAGAUGCCCACCAUCCGCCCCUGUGGCCAUACACCACCACUGCACAGACCGGUCCAGUAUGGGUACCCGAUGCUGGGGAUGCACCAAACGCGCUGCUGGUGCCGUGGGGGCACAUGCUGACAAUGCCGCAACUAAACCCUGCGGUUUGCAGCCAGCCUGACGUGCCACAGGCAGCAUCUUCUUCCACCUGCCUCAUCCCCGGAGGGCCGAGCCCGCAGGGUCCAUGCUGCACCGCUAUGUGUCACGGCAGUGCGUGGGUGAUCUGGGCACAGCACAGGGCAGCUGGCGAGGUGCUGCGGUGCUGCCGGGCUGGGGCUCAGCGAGAUGUCAACUCGGCGUGGUCAGGCAGUGUCCCCAGCCUGCUGGGUACCCCAACGCCCACGGCAGGAGCCCUU